AUGUUCACCCUCAGAGAGCAAUCUUUCAAGCCGCCGGAUGAAAUCACCCAGCAGGCGCGGCGAGUAGUGCUCGACAACCUCAACAAGCCAAAUACAAGAAACGAGUCGCUAAUAGACCGUGUCCGCCACGGGUCCGCGCUGUUUGCCAAACGGCGACCCCAGCCCUCGCGCCCGCUCACAAGAACGCCGUCCCAGGACUCCUUCCAGUCGGUGUAUUCUAUCCCGACCUCCAUGUAUUCUGCCGCCACGAGCGUGCAGAGCGAGCCUGUUCAGGUGCCGAAUCUGGACUACCAGGACCCUUUGCCGCGGCAAGAAACGCUCACGAUUGGGCUAAGUGCGGCGCUGGACCAUGUUUCGGCGUGUGCCGACGUGGGGAGCCAGGUGUUCAACGAGCUGAGCGUGCUGUUGCGCAAGACGCACGACGGCGCAAACAAGAACUCGCCUGAGAAACUGAUAGACUGGAACCUCAAUCUGCUGCGGGUGUUGCUUUGUGUUCGCACAAGCAGUCUCCCGCCAGAGUGGAGGGACCGCCACGUUAGCGUCCAGGUGGAGGAACGUGCCCGCGCAACCCUCACCAGCGAGCUCGCAAAAAUCCGCGCUCUGAAAAAUGCAAAAUUCAACAAAUUCCUUUUCAACGUGGCAGCACGUACACCCACAGACGACCAGCUUCUGCAGAUUAAUGCUCUGGACGACUCGCCCGACAAGUUCCAGCAGGCGCUCGUCGACUCCGAUCUGUUCAAGGAGUUCAAUAUAGACUCGCAGUUCAAGAAUCUUGUGGCCCACGUCUCGAUCCAGAAUUCGCGCCAGUUUGGGCCUCAGUUCAUGGCCGUGGCCCUGCGCAACUACUUCCUCAACCUGCUGGUUGCGGCCCAGACGCUGUUUGAGUUCUAUUACAGCGGCCAGGUCGGCGUCGACGUCGACAACCUCUCGUCCAAGGAUCGCAAAAUCCUGUGGAAAAGCAUCCGUCAACGAAACUUUGAAAAAAUCAAGGUGUUUGGCGAGUGUCCCCCCACGCAAUUCUCCACGAAGCAAUGA
Molecule: messenger RNA, 1035 nt
Organism: Ogataea parapolymorpha DL-1
Lineage: Eukaryota; Fungi; Ascomycota; Pichiomycetes; Pichiales; Pichiaceae
Exons: 1
Coding region: 1-1035 (344 amino acids)
Source: RefSeq, a predicted model, not a curated record